Messenger RNA from Kogia breviceps (pygmy sperm whale), 6340 nucleotides. RefSeq names its product CD302 antigen. NCBI's taxonomy places the organism in Eukaryota, Metazoa, Chordata, Mammalia, Artiodactyla, Physeteridae. Gene Ontology annotation, molecular function: signaling receptor activity. Gene Ontology annotation, cellular component: external side of plasma membrane. The record is from RefSeq and is a predicted model, not a curated record.
AUGAGGACGCGCUGGGCCACCUCUCUCCGUGCGGCGGAGCUGCUCGUGCUGUUCCUUCCGUGCUUCGGUCUGGUGGAGCCCUCGGGCCGCUCAGGUAAUGAUUCAUUCACCAUCGUUAACGAAAACACAGGCAAGUGCAUCACGCCACUGAAUGACUGGAUAGUAGCAAAGGACUGUGAUGAAACCAAGGACAUGUUGUGGAAGUGGGUGUCCCAGCAUCGACUCUUUCAUUUGCAAUCCCAGAAGUGCCUUGGCCUAGACAUUACCAAACCCGUGGAUUCCUUGAGAAUGUUCAGCUGUGACUCCGAUGCCAUGCUGUGGUGGAAAUGUGAGCACCACUCUCUGUACGGAGCUGCCCAGUACAGGUUGACUCUGAAGGGUGGACACGCCAUAGCAAGUACCAACUCAUCUGAUGUCUGGAAAAAAGGAGGCUCAGAGGAAAACCUCUGUGCCCAGCCUUACCAUGAGAUCUAUACUAGAGAUGGGAACUCCUAUGGGAGACCUUGUAAAUUUCCAUUCUUAGUUAAUGGGACCUGGCAUCAUGAGUGCAUUCAUGAUGGAGAUCGCAGUGGGCCAUGGUGUGCAACCACCUUAAAUUAUGAAUAUGAUCAAAAGUGGGGCAUCUGCUUACAACCAGAAAAUGGCUGUGAAGAUAAUUGGGAAAAGAAAGAAGAGAUGGGAAGUUGCUACCAAUUUAAUACUCAGGCAACUCUUUCUUGGAAAGAAGCUUAUGUUUCAUGUCAGAAUCAAGGAGCUGACUUACUGAGCAUCAACAGUGCUGCUGAGUUAACUUAUCUUACAGAAAAAGAAGGCAUUCCGAGAAUUUUCUGGAUUGGUUUAAAUCAGCUGUACUCUGCUAGAGGCUGGGAAUGGUCAGACCACAAGCCAUUAAACUUUCUCAACUGGGACCCAGAUGUGCCGAGUGCACCUAUAAUUGACAGAUCAAGCUGUGCAAGAAUGGACGCCGACUCGGGUCUGUGGCAGAGUUUUUCCUGUGAGGCUCAACUGCCCUACGUCUGCAAGAAACUGUUAAAUAACACAGUGGAGUUGACAGAUGUUUGGACAUACUCAGAUACCCGCUGUGAUGCAGCAGACUGGCUGCCAAAUAAUGGAUUUUGCUAUCUGCUGGUAAAUGAAAGUGAUUCCUGGGAUAAGGCACAUAUGAAAUGCAAAACCUUCAGCAGUGACCUCAUCAGCAUUCAUUCUUUAGCAGAUGUGGAGCUGGUUGUCACAGAACUCCAUAAUGGGGAUGCCAAAGAAGAAAUAUGGACAGGUCUUAGGAACAUAAAUACACCAACUCUAUUUCAGUGGUCAGAUGGUACUGAAGUUACUCUGACUUAUUGGGAUGAGAAUGAGCCAUAUGUUCCCUACAAUAAGACUCCCAACUGUGUUUCCUAUUUAGGAAAGCUAGGUCAGUGGAAGGUCCAAUCAUGUGAAGAGAAACUUAAAUAUGUAUGUAAGAAAAAGGGAGAAAAAUUGAAUGAUACAAGAUCUGAUAAGAUGUGUCCUCCAGAUGAGGGCUGGAAGAGACAUGGAGAAGCCUGUUACAAGAUUUACAAGGAUGAAGUCCCCUUUGGAACCAACUGCAAUCUGACUGUAACUAGCAGAUUUGAGCAAGAAUACCUGAAUGAUAUGAUUAAAAAGUAUACUAAGGCUCAAGAAAAAUACUUCUGGACUGGCCUGAGAGAUACAGAUGCAAGUGGAGAGUAUAGUUGGGGAAGUGCUGGUGGAAUAAAGCGGGCUGUAACCUUUUCCAACUGGAAUUUUCUUGAGCCAGCUUCUCCAGGAGGGUGUGUGGCUAUGGCUACGGGAAAGUCUCUUGGAAAGUGGGAGGUAAAAGACUGCAGAAGCUUCAGAGCACUUUCAAUUUGCAAGAAAAUAAGUGAGGCCUCUGAGCCUGAAAAAGCAGCCCCCAAGCCUGAAGACCCCUGUCCUGAAGGCUGGCAUAGUUUCCCCUCAGGUCUUUCUUGUUAUAAGCUAUUUCAUAUAGAAAGAAUUGUAAGAAAGAGGAACUGGGAAGAAGCUGAGAGAUUCUGCCAAGCACUUGGAGGGCACCUUCCUAGCUUCAGUCAUACGGAUGAAAUAAAGAAAUUUCUUCACUUUCUAACAGACCAGUUCAGUGACCAGCGUUGGCUUUGGAUAGGUUUGAACAAAAGGAGCCCUGAUUUACAAGGAUCCUGGCAAUGGAGUGAUCAUACACCAGUGUCUACUAUUAUCAUGGCAAAUGAGUUUCAGCAGGAUUAUGAUAUCAGAGACUGUGCUGCUGUCAAGGUCAUUAAUAGGCCAUGGCGAAGAAGGUGGUAUUUCUAUGAUGACAGAGAAUUUAUUUAUUUAAGGCCUUUUGCUUGUGAUACAAAACUUGAAUGGAUGUGCCAGAUUCCAAAAGGUCGUACUCCAAAAAUACCAGACUGGUACAAUCCAGAGCGUGCUGGAAUUCAUGGACUUCCAGUUGUAAUAGAAGGGAGUGAAUAUUGGUUUGUUGCUGAUCCCCGUUUAAACUAUGAAGAAGCCGUCCUGUAUUGUGCUAGCAAUCACAGCUCUCUGGCUACUUUAACAUCUUUUGCAGGACUAAGAGCCAUCAAAAACAAAAUAGCAAAUAUAUCUGGCGAUGAGGAGAAAUGGUGGGUGAGAACUACUGACCAGCUAAUAGAACGUCGUUUUAUUCACUUACAACAUCCAUUGCAUCAUUUUCCUAUAACGUUUGGAGAGGAAUGCUUUUACCUCUCUGCCAAGACUUGGUUUAGCGACUUAAGUAAACCAGCAGACUGUAAUACCAAGUUGCCCUUCGUCUGUGAAAAAUACAAUGUAUCUUCAUUAGAGAAAUAUAGUCCAGAUUCUGCCGCUAAAAUACAGUGCUCUGGAGAUUGGAUUACUUUUCAGAAUAAGUGCUUUUUAAGGAUCAAACCUAAGUCUCUCACAUUUUCUGAAGCCAGCGAUGCUUGUCAUACCUAUGGUGGAACCCUUCCGUCAGUGCUGAGCCAGAGAGAGCAAGAUUUUAUUACAUCCUUGCUUCCGGAUAUGGAAGCUACUUUAUGGAUUGGUUUGCGCUGGACUGCCUAUGAAAAGAUGAACAAAUGGAUGGAUAACAGAGAGCUGACAUACAGUAACUUUCACCCAUUAUUGGUUGGUCGGAGGCUGAGAAUACCAACAAAUAUUUUUGAUGAAGAGCUGUCCUACCACUGUGCUCUAAUGCUUAACCUCCAAAAGUCACCUUUUACUGGGACGUGGAAUUUUACUUCCUGCAGUGAACACCAUACUCUGUCUCUCUGUCAGAAAUAUUCAGAAAUUGAAAGCAGACAGACCUUGCAGAAUACUUCAGAAACUAUGAAGUAUCAAAAUAAUCUGUACAAAAUAAUACUGAAGACUCUGACUUGGACUGAUGCUCUAAAGGAGUGCCAGAAAGAAAACAUGCACCUGGUGAGCAUCACAGACCCUUACCAGCAGGCCUUCCUGACUGUGCAGGCUGUCCUUCAUAACUCUUCUUUAUGGAUUGGACUCUCCAGUCAUGACGAUGAACUCAACUUUGGUUGGUCAGAUGGGAAACAUCUUCAAUUUAGUCGCUGGGCUGAAAAUAAUGAACAACUUGAAGACUGUGUAGUAUUAGACACUGAUGGAUUCUGGAAAACAUCUGACUGCGAUAAUAAUCAACCAGGCGCUAUUUGCUAUUAUUCAGGAAAUGACACUGAAACAGAGGUCAAACCAGUUAACAGUGUUCAAUGUCCAUCUCCUGUUCUAAAUACUCCAUGGAUACCAUUUCAGAACUCUUGCUACAAUUUCAUGAUAACAAAGAGUAGAUAUAUAGUGACAACACAAGAUGAAGUUCAUUCUAAAUGCCAGACACUGAAUCCAAAAUCACAUAUUCUGAGUAUUCGAGAUGAAAAAGAGAAUAACUUUGUUCUUGAGCAGCUUCUACACUACAAUUACAUGGCUUCAUGGGUCAUGUUAGGUAUAACUUAUGAAAAUAAUUCUCUCAUGUGGUCUGAUAAGACCACGCUGUCAUAUACACACUGGAGAUCAGGAAGACCAGCUGUAAAAAAUGGCAAGUUUUUUGCUGGCUUGAAUACUGAUGGCUUCUGGGAUAUUCAAACCUUUAAUGUUGUUGAAGACAUACUUUACUUUCACCAGCACAGCAUUCUGGCUUGCAAAAUUGAAAUGGUUGACUACAAGGAAGACGAUAAUACUACUCUGCCACGGUUUAUUCCACAUAAAGAUGGUAUUUAUAAUGUUAUUCAAAAAAGGGUAACAUGGUAUGAAGCAUUAAAUACAUGUUCUCAAAGUGGAGGUCAUUUGGCAAGUGUUCAUGACCAAAAUGGCCAGCUUUUUCUGGAAGAUAUCGUAAAGCGCGAUGGAUUUCCACUAUGGGUUGGGCUCUCAAGUCAUGAUGGAAGUGAAUCAAGUUUUGAAUGGUCUGAUGGCAGUGCCUUUGACUAUAUCCCAUGGAAAGAUAAAAAAUCUGCCGGAAAUUGUGUUGUCUUGGAUCCAAAAGGAAUUUGGAAACAUGAAAAAUGCAACUCUGUUAAGGAUGGUGCUAUUUGUUAUAAACCUACAAAAUCUAAAGAGGUGUCUUCUCAUACAUACUCAUCAAGAUGUCCAGCAGUAAAAGGGAAUGAGUCACAGUGGAUUCAGUACAGGGACCACUGUUACACGUCUGAUCAGGCAUUGCACAGUUUCUCAGAAGCCAGACGGUUUUGUUCAGAGCUUGAUCAUUCUGCAACUAUCGUUACCAUAAAGGAUGAAGAUGAGAAUAAAUUUGUGAGCAGACUGAUGAGGGAAAAUAAUAACAUUACCAUGAGAGUUUGGCUUGGAUUAUCUCAACUUUCUGCCGAUCAGUCCUGGAAUUGGUUUGAUGGAUCAAAAGUGACAUUUGUCAAAUGGGCAAAUAAAUUUAAGAGUGGCAGUGGACAAUGUAGCAUUUUGUUAGCUUCAAAUGAAACUUGGAUAAAAGUUGAAUGUUCACGUGGCUAUGGAAGAGUUGUCUGCACAGUUCCCUUGGACUGCCCUUCAUCCACCUGGGUUCAGUUCCAAGACAGUUGUUACAUUUUUCUUCAAGAAGCCAUCAAAGUAGAAAGCAUAGAGGAUGUCAGAAAUCAGUGUACUGACCAUGGAGCAGACAUGAUAAGCAUACAUAAUGAAGAAGAAAAUGCUUUUAUACUGGAUACUUUGCAAAAGCAAUGGAAAGGCCCAGAUGAUAUCCUAUUAGGCAUGUUUUUUGAUACAGAUGAUGCCAGUUUCAAGUGGUUUGACAAGUCAAAUAUGACAUUCGUUAAGUGGUCAGACCAAGAAGACAGCAAGGAUCUAGUUGACACCUGUGCCUUUUUGCACACCAAGACAGGUGAUUGGAAAAAAGGAAACUGUGAAGUUUCUUCUGUGGAAGGAACCCUUUGUAAAGCAGCUAUCCCAUAUGAAAAGAAAUAUUUAUCAGAUAACCACAUUUUAAUAUCAGCUUUGGUGAUUGCUAGCACAGUAAUUUUGACAGUUUUGGGAGCGGUCGUUUGGUUCCUGUACAAAAGAAAUUUGGAUUCUGGUUUCACCACAGUUUUUUCAGCUGCACCCCAAUCACCUUAUAAUGAUGACUGUGUUUUAGUAGUUGCAGAGGAAAACGAAUAUGAUGUUCAAUUAGACUAAGGUUUUGGAAAUCUCAGAUUAAGACAUCAAAUACCUUGACAGUGAUUCCUAUGCAAGAUUUUAAUAUAAAACCUAACAAUGAAAAUCAUGGUUUUUAUGAUGUAUUACCUAAUUCCAGUAACAUUCACUAUUCUCAUGUAAUCAGACUGUGACAAAAAUUAAUCUUUAGGAUUAUAAGAACAAAGUUUUUAAAAAAGAAAUAAUCUUAGAUAUAAUUUAAUGGUUUUAACCACCUCCCCAAAUGCACCUUCCACUUGAAUGAAGGAAAGCUUAAAGCCCAAGUAUUAAUAGUAAAUCAGGUAAAAAAAAACCAACCAACCAACCCAGUCUACUUGUUUUACCUCCUCCAUCUUCCCUCCCAGAGUUGAACCACCUUAGUUUAUAGUUGAAUUUAAAAAAAAGAAAAAUUCUACUUAUCACUAAAAUUUUAGCAAUCACUAGGUCUUAAGUAAUUUCUAUGGUCUUGCUCCUUUAUCAAUAAGAUAUGGAGAAUAAACCUGACCUUAAAAUAGAUUCUCUACAUUUAGGUAUCACUUAUGCUGGUUACUCUGAUAAUUCCUCUGAUAUUUCCAUCUUCAUGAUUUACAUGUAGAAAAUUUUACAGAUUUUUAACACCCCAUAUGCCACAUAAUUAUACAGUUUCAGUACUUUUAGAACACUGUUUUGGACCACAAACAAACAGUAAUUAGCAAUGAUCGUAAAUGUCAGAAUUUCA